This is a messenger RNA of Strongylus vulgaris, 186 nucleotides long. NCBI's taxonomy places the organism in Eukaryota, Metazoa, Nematoda, Chromadorea, Rhabditida, Strongylidae. The record is from the annotation of a GenBank genome assembly.
AUGAUCCUAGGCGGGAUAAUCGCAGUAAGCUACGCGUAUGGAACAAAAACAGAAAAGCUCUCUACUGAAGGUGGUGGGCUUGGUUUCGGCAUAGUUGGCGGAACGAGCACCGGCGUUGUCGUGAAGACCAUUCUUCCAGGAAGCCCUGCCGAUAAGGUUGGUGAUUUUUUAAUAUUUCUAAAAUGA